CUUGGAAAUGCACUUCUGAAUUCUGCUUCAGCAGACAUGGCGAGUUUCUCUACUUUUCUAGACGCUACUGGAAGCUUCUUCCCACCAGUCGCCACCGGAUUUGGAUUCCCUGCUCGCACGCUUUAAGACACAAAUCCCGCUCUGCUUCUCAAAACCUACGAAACCCGAAACCCGAAACCCAAUACCCGAAACCAGAAAGAGAGAAAUGUUCGGCGUCGUGUUCCCCAAUCGGAGCUUCCCGAUAAAUAUCUCCACCUUCUCCCAAAUCGAUACCUGCCACUGGGUUCUGGACAUGAACACUUUUGUAGGUGAGGCGUACGAUCAGGUACGGGAAAUGUGUAUAUUUCUCCUGGACGGAUUUACUUUACCCCCGGACAAGGCUCUGGCGGUAUACGUGCAGUCCCCGGGGUCGCAGUUCGUAUUUUGCGGGGCGAUCACCCUUGCGCGGCCGUCGGCGGUUCUGUCUCUGCAGUGGCCGGAGCCGGUGGGGCAGAUGUUGCUGACUUCGUCGGAUUCUGCCCCUCUGUCCGCGAAGAUUGGGGUGUCGGUGGAGAACACGGCGGCGCUUCCAUCAUUAGACGUCGCGGCGGAGAAGAAGAUUGAGCGGCUGGCUUUGAAGGUCGGUGAGAACCUCUUCAAUUUCAUGCAAUCGUUUUGCGGCAUUGACGGGAGCAGACUGGUUGUGCCCAUGGAUAUCUUGGACCGCUGGUUCAAGAAGUUCCAAGAGAAAGCGAAGCGCGAUCCUGAUUUCCUCAAAGGAUUUGCGUUGUGAUGUAUAUAUAUCUCCUUUGGCUUUCCCACGAGAUCAUUGAAAUUUUGGAGAAAGUGUGAAAAUGGCGAAGGGAUACAAGCAAUAAAUCACUUCCCGAACAAAAGUGCAUGCUUGGUUACUGGUAAAAAGUCCGUAAUAGCAAUAUUUUUUUUAAUCAAUUUAUUGAUCAGUUGUUUGUGUAUUAAAAUACAAUGUAAUAAAAUGUUUAUUGUUAUAAUUUCUAAAGCCUCUGUUAUCCAAUUACAUUACAAGGUUAAGUUCCCUCACUUUCAGUCUCUAUCCAUCCUCUCCCAGUUCUGUUUCCCAUUUCCUUCACUGUUCCCACUUUUAUUUCCCUUAGUUCCUCCUUCAACCCAUUUCUGGAGACGAUGACAAUGAAAAUAACCUGCCUCAGGCCCCUUUUCACUUUCACCCUCUUUUUUGCCUCCGCAAUUGCCUUUCUCAGUUCAUGCUGCAGUACAGAGUUUGCAACAAUCCUGCCUAGAAGGGAUUGAAGAAAGUCAUGGAGUAUGAUUUUGCAGCUGCAAAUGGAGGGUUGCAUAGAAUCCGGGGUGUCUAAGGAGAUAGAUGAGUUACCCUGGAAGGAAGGCAGCAAGGCCAACCUGGACAAUAAGUGCUUGGGCGCUGAGUCAAGGAAGAUAUGGCUAUACCAUUCUGCUGUUCCGAGCUGGUAUGGGUGCCCCGUUACUGAGCUUGAAGAUUGAGUUCCUAGGCAGGAGGGAGCACAAAAGUGAGUUUCCAGCUUUUAGUGUAAGGUUGUCCCACCGUUUUCUUGUUUCUUUCUUGAUAAUUGGAUUGAGCAAGCAAAGUUGGAGGUUUGGUGAAUCUGGAAUUUUGAUUGGCGCAGUGACUUUAUUUGAUUUUGGUUUCUGGUUAUUGGGUGUUUUUGAGAGAGUUAGUUGAUGGAUCACAUGCAUUGGCCUUAGGUGUUGUAUUGUUUAUUUUUCCCUUAAGUUUUAUAAGAUAUGGCUUCCUGUUUUUCGGUUAUAGGUUGAAAUUCAACGGUACUUUGAGUUUGCAAACUGUUCAGUCAGGUUAUUCCCUUUUAUUUGCAAGUCAAUUGGGAAAUCUUUGGAUGAUACCUAACUUCUCGUCAGAAAGACAUGUGAUACUCUAACCUCUCGGAAAGACAUGAUUAUGAAUUUCAUUUAAGGCCUUAAAUUACUAUCAAAAACUCACGCUUGAGUUUUUAAGAGUUAAGCAAUUGAACUUGAAAAGUUCAGAUUCAGUGGUAUUUGUGCUGGGGAGUUAUAAAUGGUAUUAGGAAAUGAUGCAGUGUUGUGAGUCCUUGUUAGUGUAACUUGGACUUUGUGGACAUCAAGAAUAUGAUCAUCAUGAGGAUAUUAAGUAUUUGAGAGUGGAGAUUUUGAUGUUCCAAAUUACUAACUGAUACCUUUUUUGUAACCCUGUUUUUUUUUUUAUAUUGCUUUGACUUAAAGUUCAUUUGUUAUUCUUUAGAAUUUAUGUUCCUGCCUGCCUGCUGCCUGCCUCCGAGCUCCCUCCUGUUUUAAUCAUUUUUUAAGGUUUGAUUUGGGUUAA
This is a messenger RNA of Carica papaya (papaya), 2311 nucleotides long. RefSeq names its product hikeshi-like protein. Gene Ontology annotation, biological process: protein import into nucleus. Gene Ontology annotation, molecular function: nuclear import signal receptor activity. The record is from RefSeq and is a predicted model, not a curated record. Gene Ontology annotation, cellular component: cytosol; nucleus. NCBI's taxonomy places the organism in Eukaryota, Viridiplantae, Streptophyta, Magnoliopsida, Brassicales, Caricaceae.